Diceros bicornis minor is the source of this 4454-nucleotide messenger RNA. It is a transcript of the gene ACP3, whose product is annotated as acid phosphatase 3. Gene Ontology annotation, molecular function: acid phosphatase activity. Gene Ontology annotation, biological process: lysosome organization; dephosphorylation. Lineage: Eukaryota; Metazoa; Chordata; Mammalia; Perissodactyla; Rhinocerotidae. The record is from RefSeq and is a predicted model, not a curated record. Gene Ontology annotation, cellular component: plasma membrane; lysosome. Bases 41 to 1297 code for a protein of 418 amino acids. The transcript is spliced from 11 exons.
GCAGCACCUCCGAACUCCUGCCAGAAUCAGCUCCCCCAGCAUGAGAGCCGCCCCCCUCCUCGUGGCCAGGGCGGCGAGCCUUCACCUCAGCUUCUUCCUUCUGCUUUCCUUCUGGCUAGACAGAGGCGUGGGAGCUAAGGAGCUGAAGUUUGUGACGUUGGUGUUUAGGCAUGGAGACCGAAGUCCCAUUGAAACCUUUCCUAACGAUCCCAUUACGGAAUCCUCAUGGCCACAAGGAUUUGGCCAACUCACUCAGCUAGGCAUGGAGCAGCAUUAUGAACUUGGAAAGUAUAUAAGGAAAAGAUAUGGAAAAUUCUUGAAUGAGACCUAUAAGCAUGAACAGGUUUAUAUUCGAAGCACAGACGUUGACCGAACUUUGAUGAGUGCUAUGACAAAUCUUGCAGCCCUGUUUCCCCCAGAGGGUAUCAGCAUCUGGAAUCCCAGCCUACCCUGGCAGCCCAUCCCAGUGCACACAGUCCCGUGUUCUGAAGAUCGGUUGCUAUACCUGCCUUUCAGGGACUGCCCUCGUUUUCAAGAACUUGACCGUGAGACUUUGAAUUCAGAGGAAUUCCAGAAGAGGCUGCAUCCUUAUAAGGAUUUUAUAGAAACCUUGCCAAAACUUUCAGGAUACCAUAGCCAGGACCUUUUUGGAAUUUGGAGUAAAGUCUACGACCCCUUAUUUUGUGAGAGUGUUCACAAUUUCACUUUACCCUCCUGGGCCACGGAGGACACCCUGACUAAGUUGAGAGAAUUAUCAGAAUUGUCCCUUCUGUCCCUCUACGGAAUUCACAAGCAGAAAGAGAAAUCGAGACUGCAGGGGGGUGUCCUGGUUGGUGAAAUCCUCAAUCACAUGAAGAGUGCAACUCAGCCAUCCAACCACAGAAAACUUGUCAUGUAUUCUGCGCAUGACACUACUGUGAGUGGCCUGCAGAUGGCGCUAGAUGUUUACAAUGGAAUCCUUCCUCCCUAUGCUUCUUGCCACUUAAUGGAAUUGUACUUCGAGAAGGGGGAGUACUUCGUAGAGAUGCACUAUCGGAAUGAGACGCAGCACGAGCCACAUCCUCUCACGUUGCCGGGCUGCACCCCGAGCUGUCCUCUGACAAAAUUUGCUGAGCUGGUUGCCCCUGUGAUCCCCCAAGACUGGUCCACGGAGUGUAUGACCACGAGCAACCACCAAGUUCUCAGGACCAUCCUUGCUGUUGCCUUUUGCCUGGUGUCUGGUGUCCUACUGGUGCUGCUGUUUACCCUCAUCCGCCACGGGCCCUGCUGGCAGAGAGAGUCCUAUCGGAACAUCUGAACAGACGGCUGAAUAAAGGCAGACAAGCCAGGCCAACUUCCUGUGAUGCGGCAUCUCUCAGUGAUGCAGCAUUCAAAGGACAGGCUUUCACCACAUGGGCAUCACUCUGCCCACACCUUUCCUUUUGAGCCUGCCUAGAGCAGAGACUGAGCUCACAGUGACCCGGGGACAGCUGCUGGACUGACUGAUGAAUGGACACGUAGGUUACUUAGUUAGGUCUCCUCCCCAUUGAACUCAUCGUAGUGUGGGCUUCUCAUUUGGAUAGAAAGAGGCUCUUCUGUAAAGGAUAGUUGUAUUCUCUGGCACAGAUGUCCAGAGAGAAAUAAGAAGUCAGCCUUUUACCUGCAAAGAGCAAACGGUUACAAGGUGUGACAAAGACAUAAAUUAAAGAAGACUGGAUAAUGGGGAAAAUUAGACUAGAAGUAGUAUUAUAUAGGAUGAUUCUUAAGAAAUAAGACCCAAUCAGAAAGUAUAAAUAAACCUUUUAUUUAGCUUAUGUUAAGUAGUUUUCCUACAAACAUUCACACACUCCUGCAAAGAAACGCCUACCCAGUGGUUGAUAGCUAACAUAUUUCUGUAUGUGUGUGUACAUAACAUACACAUAUAUAUAUUAAAAAUGCCUUAGGAAGAGGUAUUUAGUUCUCAGAAACUGUAAUAUCAACUACUCUAGUUGCAGUUCAGGUCAUUUUCCCCAGAAUUUCUGUAAUGGAAUAACUAGCAAAUCCUUGUAGCCAUGGUUCUUUUUUUUACCUCCACUAUCAGAGCUGGAUAUUUUUACAGUUCUAAUUUCCUUAUUUAACUUUAAAAGUAAGCGAUUUUACUUUGAUAAGGGUUAUUCAUGGCCAUGAUGAAAUGGUAAUGUAUUUUAAUUGCUUGAAAUAGAUCCGAAUUUCUCAAGUAGAGAAGUAGAAAGAAAAGUGGACUGAAGGAUGAUGACCCAUUGCUUCAGCUCUAUGCUGGCUUUAGGCCAAUGACUUGGAACAAGUUCUUUUCAAUCUUGAAUCUUGGCUUCAUAAUCUAAAAAUGAAGAGUCUGGACUAGAUGAACACAGAAGUCACAUCUAGUUCUCAUGUUCUGUGAACAACUUUUUUUUCAUUUUAUGCUCUGGAUUGGUCAUUGUCCAAGCAAGCACUUUCAUGAAUCGUAGCAUUGUAGUAAGCCUGAAAUUUAUCCUAAACAACUAUCUUCUGUGCUGAGUCUCCAACCAUGCAUUUGGUGGGAAAUUCAGUCUCAUUCAUUGGUAGGAUUCUUCACCUCCUCAGGUUCUACUAAAGGUCCCAGAGUAUACCUGGCGGGAGGAGUCAGAUAAGAGUCCUCUAGCCUCUGUCCACACUGGUGUCCAAUAAGCUCACUGGCCAUGCCAACAUGGUCUUCUGAAGGUAGGCAGAGAACAUCUGUGCCAUGACUCCCAAGGCGACACACUUGGAGUUCACCAGGCCGGCAUUGUCCAGUCUUCUACCUGGGAUCUUUGCCCAGCACAGAAAGCCCCCACCCAGAACCCCACCCCAUCUCUCAGUCUCAGGAAUCUUCCUCUCCCCUUGUAUCCCACAGCUUCCACCUUUAAACUCCAAGCGCUUACCUCUAUCACCCUCACUCUCUACCAAUUCUCACUGAGCCAAGGCUACUGCAGACAAAAACUUGAGAAGGAUUUGUCUUCUCUUGCCUGGCAACUGCUGCUUCCUGCUGCAACACAAGAAGCAUGUAGGCAAAGAAAUGCAAGAUCUGGCUACAUUCUUGGCUUGGGAAAGGGGAAAAUAUCCAUAGCAGCAAGAACAAAGGACAAAUUUAUGUCUCCAUAAAGUAGACAGCCAUACAGUAAUGAAGCCACAAUAUCUUAUGCUAAUAAGUGAUGAGACUUUAAAGUGGAAGUACAAACAGGACCACAAGUCAUGGAUUGUCUCACUCAUUCAACAAACAUUGAUGGAGGACCUAGUAUUUGCUAAUCACUGGCCAAGAUGCUAAACUGUCCAUCCCUAAUGUGAUUAGUAAGGUGUUGGCCCCAACAACAACCUUAUAUGGGAUUGGUAGAAUGUAAAAGUAAAAGCUUUCACAACCUUUUCCUCAUAUCAUCUUUUAAUACUGUCGGUGGCUAAAAGGAUCUCUACUUUCUAUUGGUUCUGAGGAGUUUUUUAACAUCCCCCAUUUCUCUUCCUUCUACCAUCUCUUGAUUAUUUUGAAGAAAGCUCUCACUCUCAACUUAGUUGUUUCUUUUACCUUCCACAGAGCUACUCUGUUGAUAAAUACUGUAAUUGUUUUUCAUACUUCAUGGGAGAAUGAAAAAUCACAAGUGACAAAUGAUCUAUAGUGAUAAAGCAGAGAGCACAAAUGUCCUGAACAUUUCUCAGGAAAUAAGCUAAUCUUCCAACUUCAGCAGGAAAGUAUGCAGAUUCUCUCUACUGAUAAAAGUGCCUUUUUCAGAUGGGUAAGAGAAGACCAGUCUAGUUGACAUGUUGAUAAACAUUGUUUGAAAGACAAUCGCUAGGGUUGAGACAACCUCUGCUCUGAAAUGUAUUCCCCACAUUCAAACCAGUAUAGAGGCCUUUGAACAGGAUCAGAAUAAUGCAGUAAUUACACAUCAAUGUAGGGAAAUUCCUUAACAUAAAAAAUAUCAGCAAUGUAUAUGUAGAAAGGUUCUAAGGAAGAGUUGUAGGUACAAUAUUCCUAGCUAGAAUGGCAUUGCGUAAAGAAAGUCUUAGGAAAAUACGAUUAUAAAAAGAAAUUAUUUAUGGCAUUAGAGGCAAACAUUUUACUGGAAGUCAUUCAAAUGACAAACCUUUUUUACAUUAGAACUGGUGUUUUUUCUCCCUGAAUUCAGUCAGGUUCCCUAUUCUCCCAACUUCCUGUUCUCUUUCUGUCUUGUUCUAAUAUUGUUAGCAUUGCUUCUUUCUUCAUAGCCAGGGGGAUUUCUUGGUAAGUGAAAGCCAAAAGGUUAGUUCUCUCUUUCAAAACUCCCUUUAUAGAAACCCCAUUUGAGCAAUAAUGGAUGUGUGCUACAUUUUGGUGCUUUAGACCAGGGCUGUCUAAUAGAAAUAUAGUGUGAGCCACAAACAAAAGCCGCAUACAGGAUUUUAAGUUUUCUGAUAGCUACAUUUUAAAAGGGUAAAAAUAAAGACUGAGGGCCGGCCUAGUGGCUUAGCGGUUAAGUGCGUGCGCUCCA